Messenger RNA from Hyla sarda, 2154 nucleotides. Its product is annotated as oocyte zinc finger protein XlCOF7.1-like. The transcript is spliced from 8 exons. Gene Ontology annotation, biological process: regulation of DNA-templated transcription. The record is from RefSeq and is a predicted model, not a curated record. Lineage: Eukaryota; Metazoa; Chordata; Amphibia; Anura; Hylidae. Bases 187 to 1680 code for a protein of 497 amino acids.
GACAAUGGAAAUCUUACAGGGCUAAAGGACCAUUGAUGAUGUCAUGGUCAUGUGAUCAGUCACAUGUUUGGGAGGAGUCAUGAUUCCGGGUGUUCUGGAGAAUAUUCUUGUGAUACUGGAUUAUAUGAACAUCUCCUAAUAAUCAGGUCCAGGACUCUCAGAGCUGAAGUUUUCCUAUGAAGUACAAUGGUCCUUAUCACCAAUGACCGACCAAGGAGGGACGAUGCCAGAAACCACAUGUCUGGGAGGAUAUUAGACCUCACCCUGGAGAUAAUCUACUGGAUAACUGGAGAGGAUUACACAGUAGUGAAGAAGUCGUCUGGUGAGUGUGUGACCCCCCGUGUGUCAGGAGGGCGGGGCAGGAGCCAGAGCCCCGCCCCCGAGGAGCCUCCACCUCAUUCACUGAUACAUGAGCAGAAGAUCCUAGAACUUACCUCCAGGAUCACUGAGCUGCUGACUGGAGAGGUUCCAAUAAGGUGUCAGGAUGUCGCUGUCUAUUUCUCCAUGGAGGAGUGGGAGUAUUUGGAAGGACACAAGGAUCUGUACGCAGACAUAGUCAUGAUGGAGGAUCAGCAGCCCCUCACAUCACCACUGGAUGGAUCCAGUCAGAGAAAUCCCCCAGAGAGAUGUCCCCGUCCUCUAUAUUCCCAGGAUUGUAAAGAGGAAGAGCAGAAUGUCCCUGUGGAUCAUCAGAAACGUGACGGUGAGACGACAAUUGGACCUGAGGAACCAGAAUCAGUGUCGGAGAAAUCCCGGACAUUCGCGCACGUGGCGCAGGAGGAGAACGCCGCUGAAGACCUCACCACUCCAACAGACCUCUCCCUCCCGGCACUUACGGGUUGCCAGAGACCUGUUAACCUGACAACGCCUAGGCACGUCCGCUCGAGCCUACAGGGCAAUUGUGAGAGCUCCGAGGGACCCAGCGGAAGCGAUGAACACUGGAUGAGAGACUCCCAUGGACUUUUCAUGUUAUCUCCGCAUUUUGAGGAAGAAAAUAGCUACGCCACCCUAGAUAAUUCAGCAGCUCCUUAUGUACCCAUAGUCCUUCACAGCAGCGACCUAUCCACAAAUACCGCUGGUCACCAGGAACCUUUCUCUCAUCAAUUACUGAUUGCCGAACAGAGAAAUGGAAAGAAACCUUUUGUGCACAAGCGAGUAAACCAAUCUGAAAGGCCAUAUGUAUGUUCAGAAUGUGGGAAAACUUUUCGUAGGAAACUUAAUCUUGAGUUACAUCACAGAAUUCACACAGGGGAAAAGCCAUAUUUAUGUAGAGUAUGUGGGAAAUGUUUUACCCAAAAAUCAGGUCUUCGUGAACAUCACAGAAUUCACACAGGGGAGAAGCCGUAUUCAUGUACAGUAUGUGGGAAAUGUUUUACCUUUAAAGCUGUUCUUGUCGGCCAUCUGACAACCCACACGGGAGAGAAGCCGUUCACAUGUCUUGAAUGUGGGAAGUGUUUUAGUCAAAAACCACAUCUUAAGUCACAUCAAAGAGUUCACACCGGGGAGAAGCCAUUUCCUUGUCCCGAAUGUGGAAAAUGUUUUAGUCAUAAAUCAAAUCUUAAUGAACAUGUAAAAACUCACACAAGGGAGAAGCCGUUUUCAUGUCCUGAAUGUGGGAAACGUUUUGCCGAGAAAUCGAGUCUUGUUAAACAUCAAUUGGAGGUGGGGGGCUCACACUAAAAGGAAAUGGAUGUGUAUCGAGGUACUGUAUGUUACACGUUAACCCUACGUGUCAAAAUAUAAUAUAGAAAUAAUAUAUGGAAAUACAGACCUCUAGAUGCACAUGUGAUCUGUAUGAAAUGGCUGAAAUUUUGAUAGAUGUCAGGAUAGAGUGAGAAGGUGAGUGAUAAAAUUAAUGUUGUUACUUACUAUAUAUAAUGAUAUAUAAAAUAACAAAAUAUCAUAGAUAAUACAGUAAUAAUUAGUACAGGCUAAGUGAUAAUAGUAACAAUGAUAUGAAUUUAAUUAUUAAAUGUUGUGUGUGCGGCUGUGCAGGGCCCUUGCACAAACCGCUCCUUUAUUACAAUUAAUUAUCAAAAGUAGUUAAAAAAAAAAAAUGAAAGACCUAAAAUGUAUAAUUAAAAUAGAUAUAUGAAAUUAAAGGGGUAUUCCAGGCCAAAACUUUUUUUUUAUAUAUCAACUGGCUCUGGAAAG